Cuscuta campestris is the source of this 658-nucleotide messenger RNA. Lineage: Eukaryota; Viridiplantae; Streptophyta; Magnoliopsida; Solanales; Convolvulaceae. The record is from the annotation of a GenBank genome assembly.
AUGGCAAACAACAACACAAACAACCUCGCCCUGCGUUCCAUUCUCGAUAAAGACAAAUUGAACGGAACAAACUUUGUUGACUGGCAACGCAAUCUCUCCAUUGUUCUCUGCAUGGAUGAGAAAGAGUAUGUGCUCGAAAAGCCCAUUCCUCCUGCCCCUCCCGCUAACGCCCCGAAAGCGGUUAAAGAUGCCUACGAGAAACACGUUAAGGAUGACAACCAGGUUAGCUGUGUCAUGCUGGCUACCAUGAUAACCGAGCUGCAAAAGCAGCACGAGGACAUGAAGGCCCACGAGAUGAUCGUGGCCUUGCGGCAGCUAUACCAGGGACAAUCCAGGCAUGAACGUUUUCUCAAGGAGCUGGCAACGGACCAGAUCCUGCAGUCGCUCCCUGAGCUAUAUAAGGAUUUUGUCAUGAACUACAUGAUGCAUGAUCUUGAAAAACCCCUUCCGGAGAUUCUUAAAAUGCUCCAGACUGCAGAGGAGAACCUUACUAAGGGCAAGGGUACUUCCGUCCUUAUGGUCCAAGGCGGAAAGGGGAAGCCGAAGAAGGGGAUUAAGAUUAAGGCUAGGACGGUCGGAAAGCCUAAAUCAAAGUCCACUUCAUCUGCAACCCAAAAACCCGUAGGAGGGAUUGCAAAGGGCAAAUGUCAUCACUGUG